Drosophila takahashii is the source of this 692-nucleotide messenger RNA. RefSeq names its product bicaudal (gene bic). Gene Ontology annotation, cellular component: nascent polypeptide-associated complex; cytosol. The record is from RefSeq and is a predicted model, not a curated record. NCBI's taxonomy places the organism in Eukaryota, Metazoa, Arthropoda, Insecta, Diptera, Drosophilidae.
CUACCAGUACUACUCACAUAUACAUACCUCUUUUGCCAUUUUUAUCAUGGCGAUUUCUUUUUGACAUUUGACUACAACUGGGCGCACGUGUUUUCGGGCAAGGCUCUGUGCUAAAUUAUAGUAAAAUCAAAAUGAAUCCGGAGAAGCUGAAGAAGUUGCAGGCGCAGGUGCGCAUUGGCGGCAAGGGCACCCCCCGCCGCAAGAAGAAGAUUGUCCACUCCACGCCCGCCACCGACGACAAGAAGCUGCAGUCGUCGCUGAAGAAGCUGUCGGUGAACACCAUUCCCGGCAUCGAGGAGGUGAACAUCAUCAAGAACGAUGGCACCGUCAUCCACUUCAACAACCCGAAGGCGCAGGCCUCGCUGCCGACGAACACGUUCGCCAUCACGGGCCAUGGCGAGAACAAGACGAUCACCGAGAUGGUCCCCGGCAUCCUGACGCAACUGGGCCCCCAGGACAUCAACCAGCUGAAGAAGCUGGCCACGGAGAUUGCCAACAAGAGCGGCGCCGGCGGCGCAGCCGGUUCUUCGGCCGCCGAUGCCGGUGACGACGAUGUGCCCGAUCUGGUCGAGAACUUCGAGGAGGUGGCCAUCGCCGGCACAAAGGAGGAGAAGUCCGGUGAGGUGGCGGCCUCCGCUUAGGCAGGUCCAACCCCAUCCAAUUGGACAAAUCACACCACACACAAAAACACA